Messenger RNA from Hypoxylon fragiforme, 1881 nucleotides. RefSeq names its product glycosyltransferase family 57 protein. NCBI's taxonomy places the organism in Eukaryota, Fungi, Ascomycota, Sordariomycetes, Xylariales, Hypoxylaceae. The record is from RefSeq and is a predicted model, not a curated record. Gene Ontology annotation, cellular component: endoplasmic reticulum membrane. Gene Ontology annotation, molecular function: dolichyl pyrophosphate Glc1Man9GlcNAc2 alpha-1,3-glucosyltransferase activity. The transcript is spliced from 4 exons. Bases 174 to 1673 code for a protein of 499 amino acids. Gene Ontology annotation, biological process: protein N-linked glycosylation.
UUGACUUCAAUUCUUCAACUCACAGUUGCGACGCUGGCAAUGUAACGUGCGUCUAUCUUGUCUAUCUCUAUCAAAUCUAUCCUUUUUGUACAUAUUGUGACCGUAACACUUACACACUCAUACUCGAACAUUUAUAAACCUAACAAAACUCACUGUCAUGACUCCUAGUCCAAAUGACUGAGAUAUAUCCAACUAUUGCGCAUUGCGCAAUAGUUGCAACUGCUUUCAAGAUCCUUCUUUUCCCGGCCUACAAAUCCACAGACUUUGAGGUUCACAGGAACUGGUUAGCCAUCACGAAUAGUCUACCUCUAUGGGAAUGGUAUUACGAAAAGACGUCAGAAUGGACUCUGGAUUAUCCACCAUUCUUCGCAUACUUCGAAUGGGUUCUUUCUCAGGUAGCAAAGCUAGCUGACCCAGCUAUGCUUCGGGUCUAUAACCUAGGAUAUGAUAGUUGGCAGACAAUUUACUUCCAGAGGUUCACCGUUAUCGCCACGGAGUUGGUCCUGAUAUACGCUCUCCAACUAUUUGUCGAAUCUUCACAAACAGUUACCAAGCGUGCAGCACAGGCUGCAGCAAUCUCAGUCCUUCUCUCACCAGGUCUCCUUAUCAUAGAUCACAUUCACUUUCAGUAUAAUGGAGUUAUGUAUGGAGUCUUGAUCUUGUCUUUGGUCCUGGCUCGUCAAAAGUCCGGUCUCUUAGUCAGUGGCCUUGUCUUCGCCGCCCUCUUAUGCAUGAAGCAUAUUUACCUUUAUCUUGCUCCAGCGUACUUUGUCUACCUGCUUAGAACCUACUGCUUCUCGUCCAAAUUUCGUAUUCAGUUCCUCAACUGCUUCAAGCUCGGAUCCGGCAUUAUUGGCAUUUUUGGCCUGGCGUUUGGGCCAUUUGCCUUGAAGGGACAGAUUCCACAGAUCUUGACCAGGCUUUUCCCUUUCUCACGUGGGCUUUGCCACGCUUAUUGGGCGCCAAAUGUGUGGGCCAUGUAUUCCUUCAUCGACAGGGUGCUGAUAUUUGUGGCACCACGGAUGGGGUUACCGGUCAAGAUGGAGGCAGUAAAUAGUGUCACGAGAGGCUUAGUUGGGGACACAUCUUUUGCAGUGCUUCCUGAUGUCACCCCUCGGGUGUGCUUUGCACUUACUCUCCUUUUCCAGGCAAUACCGCUUGUGAGACUAUUCCUGCGUCCUAACUGGGACGCUUUCAUUGGAGCAGUCACACUCUGUGGCUACUCCUCCUUCCUCUUUGGAUGGCAUGUUCACGAGAAAGCUAUUCUUCUUGUGAUUAUUCCAUUUAGCUUGAUCGCUCUCAAGGAUCGACGGCACCUUAGUGCGUUCCGUCCCUUGGCAGUAUCUGGACAUGUCUCGCUCUUCCCACUACUCUUUACCCCUGCAGAGUUCCCAAUCAAAAUAGUCUACACCGUGUUCUGGCUGAUACUAUUUUUGAUGGCAUUUGAUCGCAUGGCUCCCCCUUCAACCCGACCACGAUUCUUCCUCUUUGACCGGUUUACGAUACUAUAUAUCACGAUUAGCAUACCCCUGAUUCUGUACAGCUCGUUGUUACAUCAGAUCAUAUUCGGCAAGAGUUAUGAAUUUCUCCCAUUGAUGUUCACUAGCUCUUAUUCGGCUAUAGGUGUGGUUGGUAGUUGGAUAGGGUUCAUGGUUGUAUACUUUACAUCGUAGUGUAGUAUGGCUGACGGCAUGAUGCAAUUCUCAGUGUGUCUCUAGGGCUUGCCUACCUAGCGUAGAGUGAUUAUAUUAUAAAUUCGACAACUUGGACUGUUUGAAAUGUGAGUGUGAUGAUCUUGUUAUUGAAGUACCUACUACAUAUAUAAUAGUGUGUAGUUUUCAAUGGCAAAUACUGGGUACCCUGGUAUGGUAUAUGUAUGGG